UAAAUAGAUUUCUAAGUACUUUUUAUUCAAAACCCUAGCGUAGCCACCACUGAGCUCUGAAGAAAACCUGCCAUUAAAUUGUUUCACUUCUCCUCCCAUUUAUACACUUCGUAGGGUCAGAAGUACAAGAUUCGGCACUUGGUAUUAGGGUUCGAGAAGCAAAAGUGUCUCAUAAUGGAAGCAAUCACUCAAGGAGUAAACAACAUCAACUUUGGCGCUGAUUCCCACAAGAAGAACAGGAUUCAAGUUUCCCAUAGCAAAAAGCCCUUGUUUUUCUACGUUAAUCUCGCUAAGAGGUAUAUGCAGCAGCACAAUGAGGUGGAGCUGUCUGCACUUGGAAUGGCUAUUGCGACGGUGGUCACAAUUGCGGAAAUUCUGAAAAACAGUGGUUUGGCUGUUGAGAAGAAGAUCACUACCGCAACAGUUGACAUGAAGGAGGAGUCUCGAGGGUGGCCUGUGCAAAAAGCCAAGAUCGAGAUAUUACUGGGGAAGACAGAAAAUUUCGAUGAAUUAAUGGUGGCUGCAGCUGAAGAAAGAGAGGCUGUGGAUGGUGAGUAUCAGAGUUGAAACAUGAGACAAGUUUUGCUUUGUUAGUUUCUCUUGUGAUCAGUUUCUAAUGCCCUUUAUAUUUUGGUGAAAACACUGAAUCUUUUUACACUUUGUAGGUGUUUUAGUAUGCUAGGAAAAGCCUUUUUCUUUUCAAUAUUCGAUUUUGGUUUCUAAUCUACAUUUUUUCUAAUAAAAGUACAGAUAGAAUAUGUUUUGGAUCAA
Messenger RNA from Gossypium raimondii (Peruvian cotton), 771 nucleotides. RefSeq lists its product as uncharacterized. Gene Ontology annotation, molecular function: RNA binding. The record is from RefSeq and is a predicted model, not a curated record. Gene Ontology annotation, cellular component: nucleus. The coding region runs from base 175 to 567 and encodes 130 amino acids. The transcript is spliced from 5 exons. NCBI's taxonomy places the organism in Eukaryota, Viridiplantae, Streptophyta, Magnoliopsida, Malvales, Malvaceae.